This is a messenger RNA of Fonticula alba, 483 nucleotides long. RefSeq lists its product as hypothetical. NCBI's taxonomy places the organism in Eukaryota, Rotosphaerida, Fonticulaceae. Bases 1 to 483 code for a protein of 160 amino acids. The record is from RefSeq and is a predicted model, not a curated record. The transcript is spliced from 2 exons.
AUGCUGCCCUUUGUGGAGUCCUUGCAGGCGUCGCAGCAGCACGCCGUGUCUGCCUUUUCCACUGCUUCCCUCGUGUCGCAUCUGUUGGACAACUUUUCCGAAGAGACUCCGGAUACCAUUUUCCGGCCAUCACAGAGCGUUCUCUCCAGUUUGAGCAGCCUCGACCCGACGUCCAGUUCCACCACCAGUCAUCCUGGGGCCGAGGUCCUGGCUGGCGAUGGCGGUGGGCAGGUGCCCAACACGAUCUUGCUGACGGCACGGCUCCCCCCGGGCCGAGCGGUCGACCGGCAGCUUGUGCCCGCUCCCGGGGGAGCCCUUUUCGAGGCGGCUCUCGCCUCCAAGGCCGGGCUGGUGGGAGCCACUUCGCUCGGGGACCAGGCGUACCUGACCGACGGCCCGGAGGCCGCCGGGCGCAUCAGCAUCCUGGAUUCGGUAUUUUCAGCUCGUGAGGCGGCCAAGCUGGCGGCCGAUCUGCGUGUUUGA